AUGGAUAAAAUAUCAACUGAAAUAUCAACUAGCGGUUUGGUUGCAUCAACAACAACAACAAUACCAACUGAAAGGCGUGCUCUUAGUGAAGUAAUGCAAAGUACUAAACGUUCAGGUGGUAAUUAUGGUAGUUUGGCUAAAUCACAAUUACAACCUACAUAUUAUAUUUGUCAUAAAGUUGAAUCAAAUGAUACAAUGCAAAGACUUGCAUUAAAAUACAGUAUCAAUAUUCAAGAAAUCAAAAGAGUCAAUAAAUUAUGGUCCGAUGCUGAAUUAAGUUUACUUGAAAAUGUAUAUAUUCCUGUUAAUUCAUCACAAUUGUCAACAUUACGAACAUUAUAUCCGACAUUAAAUAUUGUUCAAAAUCCAUCACCACCAACUAAUAAUGCGCGAAGAUCAAUAACAAAUGCAAGUACAGAUGAUGAAACUACAUCAUCUCUUCAAACAUCUGAUAGUUCAACUUCUAUUCCAUCAACAACAACGACAAUGUCUUCCUAUGAAGAUUAUUUUUCAAAAAUUGAUCAACAAAUACGAACAUCAAAAAAACAUUUACAAUCAUUUGAUACUAAUAAAACACAUUCAAAAUCUUCAUUAAAUGAAAUUUCUUCUUCAUCGCCUAUAUCCAAUAACAAUAAUAAUAAUAAUAAUAAUAAUAAUAAUAACAAUAAUGAUAGUGGUGAAUUAACUUCCUCUUCCAAUGGUCGUACAACUAUACGGAAUAACGGACGACAUAAAGGUAUUCAUCAUCUAUCAGAUAAUAGUGUAUUUGUGAAUAUAACAGCAAACAAUUCACGUGAAAAACAUAUUUCAGCUGCACUUGAACGAAUUCGACGAGAACGAGAUGAUUUUGAUGAAUUAUGA
Molecule: messenger RNA, 861 nt
Organism: Rotaria sordida
Lineage: Eukaryota; Metazoa; Rotifera; Eurotatoria; Philodinida; Philodinidae
Source: the annotation of a GenBank genome assembly